GCCUAUACACCAAUUAGUAUAGAUAUUGAUGAAAUUAAAAAUAAUUUAUAUAAUGCAAUGAACCAUUAUUGGCCUAAUUUAACAUCACCAAGUUCACUUUUACCUAGUCUUUUAGAUCCCAGGUGCAAAAAUCUAUCUUUUGUCUCGUUUCCUGAACGGUUUGCUACUGAAAAUUUACUUCGUGAGGAGUACGAUAAAUUGAAAAAUCAUAUAGAUAAGGAAAAAAAAAAUGCUAGAACAGAGGUUAAAUCAAGUGCAAAAAAAAAUACUAAAA
This is a messenger RNA of Racocetra fulgida, 274 nucleotides long. NCBI's taxonomy places the organism in Eukaryota, Fungi, Glomeromycota, Glomeromycetes, Diversisporales, Gigasporaceae. The record is from the annotation of a GenBank genome assembly.